Molecule: messenger RNA, 1653 nt
Organism: Sclerotinia trifoliorum
Lineage: Eukaryota; Fungi; Ascomycota; Leotiomycetes; Helotiales; Sclerotiniaceae
Source: the annotation of a GenBank genome assembly
AUGUCUCGCUUUCACUCUUCUUCUUCCACUGGCAGUGCUCCUGGGGCUGCCAGUCCCAACCCAACCAUCAACACGUCGGCCCUCCGCGGUCGUGGAUAUCAAGUUCCACAAAACUCUUCCACUCUCCCACCCUCUCAAUUCCAUUCUCUCCACGUCCCAUACGUGUGUGACAAUCAAAUGGAACCCUCCUUGGAGCCUUCAACCCUCCAACCACCAUCUAACAGGCUUGGAAACCUAUCUUCCUCCACAACUUUCGGUCCUACGAGUCCCAAAAACACCAAAAAAAAUCAAAACAAAAAACAAUCACCAAAAAACUCUUUUUCUUUGUCUUUAUCUGCAUCUAUUACUUCAUCAUCAUAUUAUUCUGAUUCCUGUUCUUACGAGACGAUCAAUUGGUCGUCUCUUGAGAUCAAACCCCAUCCCAAUGCCCCCAAGCCCUAUCGUUCCCCCACCAUGUACACUGACUCAACCAUGGAAGAAUAUACAUCCUCUAGCCGAGGCUCUGGAUCCAGCGACCUUUUUCCAAUUCUUUCCCCUUGCAUCAGGGUAGAUCUUCUACCUGGUGCUCAACCCCAUGCGGCCACUUCCAUUCCCUUUUGUCCCAACAUUUCCCUCGAUCCUUUCUUAGAUUAUCCCACUGUUUUUCCUUCUGUUUCUUCUUCUUCAGCUCCUCUUGCCCAGGCCCAGUCCAAAUUUGCCCCUACCAUGCAAUCUGCCACCCCAAGCCCAGCCAGCACCUCAAAAUCCUUUUCAGCCCACCAUUCCCUUUCUUUGUCUCCAACACGACCCAUUUCUCUAAUCCCCAUCUACGAGUCCAAAUUUCCCUUCAACAUGCCCGACACCCCCAGCCCUGUUAGCACCAAACAAUCCUUUUCCCUUCACCAUUCCCUUUCUUUGUCUUCAACUUCCUCCCCUUCCCUUGCCUCUCCUUCCAUCCCAACAUUCUAUUCCCGUUCCCGUGGCUCUUCAGUAUUAGCUGAAGAUGGUUCACAUCCCCCUGCCCCCAAGCAACCUGUAGUAUACGAGCAAAUCCGCUUGUUCAGGCUUGCCAAAAAGAAGUCUCUUGCCCAGCGGUGGUCCGACUUGAUCCUUGAAGAAGAACUUCUCAUUUCCAGAGCAAACAUAGUAACUCCAGUGCGACCUUUCAAGGAAAGUUCAAAGUUGAUGGCAACAUCUGAAUCUGACAAUGAAAAUGUAGCUCAAUCUCCUUUGUCAGACCCCUUCAUUCGUUCCCCUAUUCCCUUUGUCUACUCCCCCUCCCCAUCCCCAUCCCCAUCCCCAUCACCCAUUACAGCACCCCAGCCUAUUCCCCAAAAGCCACGUUCCAAAUGUGGUGGUAGGUUCCACGAUGCACGCCCAUGCCCUGUCCUUCCCAAUGACCUUCCCAAUCCCACUCCCUACACAAUUCCAAACUCCAAUCCCACAGUAACAUAUGUCUCAUCCUCAAGCGAGGAUGACACAGACACAACUAACUAUCCCUCCUCCCUGGACAGCUACUCCGAGGCCACACCGGAACCCGAGGCCACCCCAUCGACAACCAUUGCUACCGGGAAGUCCUGGAUCCACCGAAACUCUAAGACCAUCAAAACAGUAGCCACCUGGACCUUGAUUGCAGCCGCAAUCAUAAUUCCAAAGAUUAUUUGGAAUUGGUAG